ACUCACUCCUCUUCCACAGUCCAAUGCUGGACAGCACAGUUGAGCAUCAUCCAAUGAGGCAAGCACAGAAUGAGAAGGGUUGCCAGCUAUCUUGGAGGAAAAUGUUCUCCCCCUUUAAAAGAAAGUUAAUGGGCUACUAUUUACCAGGUGAUAUUGUUUACCUUUGCACCAUGAAAAGCUUCAGCUCCCAUUUCCAGACAUUAGGCCUCUGUUAAAGACCUGAUCAUUGUUCUCCAGGCCAGCUGGCAACUCUGUCAGUGUGCAUGGCGCUUUACAGAAUGACAACCAGACUCAACUGUGCCUUGAGAAUCUUACAGUUGACACAUGGGCAAGCAGCACAAGAAUGGGAAGAAAAUGGAGGAAAACAGAAUGAAAGUGGCUCCAAACCAACAAACAGAUUUCAAGAUCACAGUCAAAGAGCUGUGUAAUUUGAUGGAAUUACGAACUAAAGAUGCAGUUAACAAAAUAAAACAAAAUUAUGGAGACAUCUACAAAAUGUGUAUACUGCUGAAAACAUCUCCCACAGAUGGGAUAAUGGGUUCCCAAGCAGAAGUAGCUCUCAGGACAUCUAUCUUUGGAAAGAACUAUAUACCGCCCAAAAAACCACUAACGUUCCUGGAAUUAGUGUGGGAAGCACUGCAGGAUAUGACAUUAUGUGUCUUAGAAGUUGCAGCCUUUAUAUCAUUGGGACUUUCUUUUUAUCAUCCACCAGGAAGAAAAACUGCAGCAUGUCAUAUAAGUGGCUCUGCAGAUGAAGAAACAGAUGAAGAAGCAGAAGCCGACUGGAUAGAAGGAGCUGCAAUACUUUUGUCCGUGGUUUGUGUCGUGUUGGUAACAGCUUUCAAUGACUGGAGUAAAGAGAAACAAUUUAGGGGUUUGCAACAUCGCAUUGAAAGUGAACAGAAGUUCACAGUCAUCAGAGAUGGGCAGGUAAUCCAGGUGCCAGUGUCUGAGUUAGUGGUUGGGGAUGUUGCACAGAUCAAAUAUGGUGACCUACUACCAGCUGAUGGCAUUCUUCUCCAAGGGUAUGAUCUGAAAAUUGAUGAGAGCUCCCUCACAGGAGAAUCAGAACUUGUCAAGAAGUCUUUGACAGAGGAUCCCAUAUUGCUUUCAGGUACCCACGUGAUGGAAGGCUCUGGAAGAAUGGUCAUCACAGCCGUUGGUGUAUACUCACAAACGGGGAUUAUUCUCACUUUACUUGGGGUAGGGGAAGACACUGAGAAAACGAAGCAAAAUGACAAAAAGGUUAAAAAAGCAGGUAAGUCCCCUGACAAAAAAGAGCAUGAUGCUUCUGAAAACACAAAAACGGAAAAGGAGAAAAAAGUUACACACAAAAAAGAAAAAUCUGUUCUUCAAGCAAAACUCACACGAUUAGCUGUUCAGAUUGGCAAAGCAGGCUUGGCAAUGUCUAUAAUCACAGUUUCUGUCCUAACAGGAUCUUUUAUCAUUCAAAAUUUUGUUAUUGACAAGCGUAUUUGGACUGUUGAAUGCACACCAAUUUAUGUACAAUAUAUGGUGCAGUUCUUUAUUAUUGGAGUUACGAUCUUGGUUGUAGCAGUGCCAGAAGGCCUUCCACUUGCCGUCACCAUCUCACUUGCCUAUUCUGUGAAGAAAAUGAUGAAAGAUAAUAACCUAGUGCGACAUUUGGAUGCCUGUGAGACUAUGGGGAAUGCAACAGCAAUUUGCUCAGAUAAAACAGGAACUUUAACUGUUAACAGGAUGACAGUAGUCCAAGCAUUUAUUGGUGGCACACAUUAUAAAGUUAUUCCUUCACCCGAUUUAAUUCAUCCAACUGUUAUUAAUUAUCUGCUGAAAGGAAUCUCUGUAAACUGUGCUUAUACUUCUAAAAUACUGGCUCCUGAGAAAAGUGGUGGCCUCCCCUGUCAUAUUGGCAAUAAAACUGAAUGUGCUUUGCUUGGCUUUCUUGUAGAAUUAAAACAGAAUUAUGAGUCUGUAAGGACUAAAAUACCAGAGAAUGAACUGUUUAAAGUGUACACCUUCAAUUCUGACAGGAAAUCUAUGAGCACAGUUUUGAGAAAUGCUGAUGGUAGCUAUCAGAUGUUCACCAAAGGUGCUUCUGAAAUAAUCCUUGACAAAUGCAGCAGCAUAUUGGAUAGUGAUGGGGAGCCUGUACCUUUCACACAAAAGGAGUAUGAGAAAAUGGUAAGGGAUGUGAUCGUACCAAUGGCCUCUGAGGGACUCCGAACUAUAUGUCUAGCUUUCAGAGAUUUCUCAUCUUCAGAACCAGAUUGGGAUGAUGAGGAUGACAUUAUCAAGGACUUGACAUGCAUCACAAUUGUAGGUAUUGAAGAUCCAGUGAGACCUGAAGUUCCUGCUGCCAUAAGAAAAUGUCAACAUGCUGGCAUUGUUGUGCGUAUGAUCACUGGGGAUAACAUUGAGACUGCUCGUGCAAUAGCUGUAAAAUGUGGCAUCUUGCGACCUGGGGAUAACUUUUUAUGUCUGGAUGGAAAAGAAUUUAAUAAACGGAUACGGAGUCGUGAAGGAGUGAUUAAACAAGAGCUGCUCGACCUGAUUUGGCCUCGGCUUCGUGUGCUUGCAAGGUCCUCGCCAACUGACAAAUACGUCUUGGUAGACGGGAUCAUUAACAGCAACAUCUCAGAACAAAGGCAAGUGGUAGCUGUAACCGGUGAUGGCACUAAUGAUGGCCCUGCUUUAAAAAAGGCUGACGUUGGCUUUGCAAUGGGCAUUGCUGGAACAGAUGUAGCUAAGGAAGCCUCUGACAUCAUUCUCACAGAUGACAACUUUUCAAGCAUUGUUAAAGCAGUUAUGUGGGGUAGGAAUGUAUAUGACAGCAUUUCCAAAUUCCUUCAGUUUCAGCUUACUGUCAACAUUGUAGCAGUAAUUGUUGCUUUUGUAGGAGCCUGUAUCACCCAUAAUUCCCCUCUGAAAGCUGUUCAGAUGCUCUGGGUCAAUCUCAUCAUGGAUACAUUUGCUUCUCUUGCCUUGGCCACCGAAAAGCCAACAGAAGCUCUGUUGAAACGGAAACCAUAUGGUAGGAAUAAACCCCUCAUCUCCCGUACCAUGCUGAAAAACAUUUUGUUCCAUGCCAUUUAUCAGCUCGUAAUUGUCUUCGGACUUCUUUUUGCAGGUGAAAAAUUGUUUGAUAUUGAAAAUGGACGCAAUGCAUCCAUAAAGGCCCCACCGUCCCAACACUACACAAUUAUAUUUAAUACAUUUGUAAUGAUGCAGGUUUUUAAUGAAGUCAAUGCACGAAAGAUCCACGGGGAAAGAAAUGUCUUUGAAGGAAUAUUCACAAAUGUCAUUUUUUGUUGCGUUGUUUUAGGAACAUUCAUUGUGCAGGUCAUCAUUGUUCAAAUUGGAGGGAAGCCCUUUAGUUGUGCAGAACUUUCAUUAGAUCAAUGGCUGUGGUCAGUCUUCCUUGGUAUUGGGACACUGUUAUGGGGACAGCUGAUCAUAUGUAUUCCAAACAGGUAUUUGUUGUGCUUGAGGGAAGUCGGUGAGGGACUACCAAAAGAGGAAAUGAUUGAAGCAGAACAAGCGGAAGACUCAGCAGAGAUUGACUAUGGUGAGCGGGAACUGAAUCGCAGCCAGAUUUUGUGGUUUAGGGGAAUGUCUCGAAUACAAGCUCAGUGCAAAGUAGUGAGGGCAUUUCGUGCUUCCUUAUAUAAUGACCUGGAAUCAGCAAGCGUCAAAAAUCUCUGACGCUAAGUGAAUUUGAAACCUUCUUGAUUAUUGAAUGUAAUUUCAAAAAGAGCAAUAUGCUUACUGCUAGCAUAAAGAAAAUAAUAGAUCCCCCCUCCACAGUAGUCCAUGAAACACACUUUUGAAGCGUUGUAGGAAAGCAGGGAGUCUUCUCUAGAAGAUAUAGGAAAUAAGGAAUCAAAAUGACAAGCCAAUCCAGACUUUCAUGUAUAAGCCUGAGCAUUAUGUUAGCAGAAGUUUACUGGAUCUUGAGCCUUGAAACUUCUUUUUUGCAAGAGGUGUCCACAGAAAAAGAGUGAUUGAUAAAGCCAGAAUUCUUAACUUUUUUAUGUUUAUUAAUUACAGUGUGGUGUUAUAUAAAGGAUAGAAGUUAAACAGUCAUAACCUUUUAUUUUUACUCCUGUUUGUGCUUAUAACUGACUGAAUGGCUGCGUGUGAACCCUUGAUUUACCUGUUUGGAACUGCACCAUUUUCCCAGUGGAUAUGGCAACCAGUAGGCGAUAUUUAUUUGUAUUUUGUUCUUGAUAGCAAAGAUUAUUCAAUAAUAAAUGUUUUUGCUAAA
Heteronotia binoei (common prickly gecko) is the source of this 4246-nucleotide messenger RNA. RefSeq names its product plasma membrane calcium-transporting ATPase 1-like. NCBI's taxonomy places the organism in Eukaryota, Metazoa, Chordata, Lepidosauria, Squamata, Gekkonidae. Gene Ontology annotation, cellular component: intracellular membrane-bounded organelle; membrane. Gene Ontology annotation, biological process: calcium ion transmembrane transport; regulation of cytosolic calcium ion concentration. The coding region runs from base 325 to 3684 and encodes 1119 amino acids. The record is from RefSeq and is a predicted model, not a curated record. Gene Ontology annotation, molecular function: ATP hydrolysis activity; P-type calcium transporter activity; PDZ domain binding. The transcript has 2 exons.